AUAAAGUAUAAACGAACGAAUCCGGGAAGUACUACUCAACCGUCAUCUACAUUUAUCAUAUUUUCUUCUGAUUUUCAAUUAAAUUAAUUAAUUUAGUCCGUCAUUCCCAAUCUUUCAACCCUAAAAUCUCAAGCUCUCAACUCUAUAACCACAAAUCGACAAUAAAAAUGUUCAAAUCAAGAUUACAAGAGUUAUGCCAAUCAAAAAAGUGGAAAUUGCCGGAAUAUAUCCUUACAAGAGAAGGACUUGAUCAUUGUCCUCAAUUUCAAGCUACUGUUGUUGUUAAUGGAUGCACUUAUUCUACCCCUACUUCAUCUAAAUCUUCCAAAGAUGCCCACAAUUUGGCUGCUGAAAUUGCUUUUCACCAUCUUAAUGGCUCUUCUGGUUUUGCUGCUUCACAAGUUUUACCAACUUCUGUUGAUGGCAACCAACCCAAAUUUAAUCAAACUUUGCAAGUGUCUUCAUUAAGUGGAGCAAACUCCCCAAACGCCCAAAAUAGGGAUGACGAGAAACUAAAAGGUAUGGGGCAUUUAUAUAAACAUCAACUACAAAUUUAUGCUCAAAAGAGAAAACUAGAUCUCCCCGUGUACAUCUCUGGGCGUGAAGGCCCACAUAACCUUCGUUUUAAAUCUAAGGUGACACUCGAAGGGAAGACGUAUGAAAGUCCUGAAUGUUAUAGCACCAUCAAAGAUGCUGAAAAUGCUGCUUCAAAAGUUGCUCUAAUGUCGCUAACGUCUAAUAUAACAGAAGAGGAAGAUCUAGUGUCUUGCAAAAAUCUUCUACAAGAAUUUGUUCAAAAAGAACAUUCUUGUCUUCCAACAUAUGCUACAGUCCGUUCAGGACCUCCGCAUCAUCCAACUUUUGUUUCUACUGUUGAAAUAAAUAAAGAAGUCUUUACGGGACAAGAAGCAAAAACCCGAAAGCUGGCGGAGAUGUAUGCAGCUAAAGUUGCCUAUUCUGCUCUGAAAGACCGUAAACUAAAAAAGAUUCUUCAAUUUGACUCACCAGGAUACAUUAUCAAUGACACACCUUUUUGUUCAUCUCCAAAGUUACAUUUGGAUUCUGUUACUGAGCUGCCAGAGAAAAGCAUUUCUUCUCCAAAUCCCAUUUCUGAUAGAGUUUAUAUGGAACGAGCUAGAUUCAAUGAAGUGGCGGAACCUGAAGUAUGCUUCAACUUAGUCCAAAAUAUUCAACAACGGAAGGUGGACACAUCGCCCUUCCAACUGAACUCGUCGCAUUUACCCACUCCUGCUGCUCUCGUUCAGUGCUCUUUAGGGCCUAAAGCUCAUCACAUUAUCCAGCCGUCACCCAAUCCUGAAGCCUCUACAUCACGAACCAAAAUCAAAGUUAUGCCUUUUACGCCGAACAUGACUCUACCUGCGGAAGCCACUGUGAUGUUCCAAGAUGACAAAUGGGUUGCUCUGUCGGAAUCUAUGUAGGCUAGUCGGAACUAUAUUUAUGUAUUCUCAGAGUGUACAAAAGAAAAAGAUGUAUCAUGUUGUUGAUUAGUCUUUUGGGCACACCCCUAAUUUAGGCCGAAGGAUGAAUGGUCUGUUUGCGAUUCGAUGGGGCUCCCAUGGGAGAAUUGUCCGUGUUCGUAUUAACUUUUAACUUUUCGGUCGAAUAAAUGGAAUAUUGCAGAUACUGUUCCAAAUCAUGUUGUAAUCUAUCUUUUUUAGUAAGGAGUAGACUGAUAUGAAAACAUGAUGUUGAUCUUAGUCUGUAAAAGAGCUUACAUUAGUAUAAAUUUGAAUAUUGUCUUGUACUCUUUUCCCUAGAGUUUGCUACAUUGUAGUUCUCUAAGUGAGACACCAUAAAUACGAUAAUUUUAGUUACA
Molecule: messenger RNA, 1837 nt
Organism: Amaranthus tricolor (Joseph's coat)
Lineage: Eukaryota; Viridiplantae; Streptophyta; Magnoliopsida; Caryophyllales; Amaranthaceae
Product: double-stranded RNA-binding protein 1
Exons: 6
Coding region: 168-1439 (423 amino acids)
Source: RefSeq, a predicted model, not a curated record